AUGGCGCGGGUCCGCGUGGGUGCCGUCCUGGCCCUAGGCCUGGUCGGACUCUGCAGCCUCGGGGCUCUCGAAAGCUUCGUCACUUCGAGACAGGCGGAGGUUCAGCAUGCAGCUGGCAGAGGCGUUGCUGCCAGGCUAAAGACGCGUGUAGCUCUCCGGGCCGAUGGCUCGCUACUGAGACCCUUCGGUCCCGUCGUGGCCUAUGCCAAGGUUCUCAUGGACACAUCCGAGAGAACCAAGGAGUUUGUGCAAGUGGCCUCGGAUGUCAUGGAUGUGAAGGAUGCCUUUACAGACGCCGAGUUCUUGGAUUCACUGAGCCUGAUCCAGAACAACUACAACUUGACAAAUGUGCAGAAAGCGGAGAAAAUCAUCCAGCUUCUCAAGCCUGAAGGCGAGAGCUUCCAGUCGAGCGUCAUGCCAAAGUUCAUUGUCUUCCUGGGGAAGAAGAACAGACUCAGGGGCCUCAAGGAAAUCUGCAACGACUUCAUGCAGAGCCUGUACUUCAACCAGGGAAUAGCACCUGUGAUUGUGCGGACGGCGCAGCGGCUGAGCGAAGAUCAGAAGGCCAGGAUUAAAGAAAAGAUGUGUAUCAAGGCGGAGUGUGCGGAGGUAAAGCUCAUCGAGCAGGUGGAUGCCAACCUCAUUGCGGGCUUCACCAUCACCUGGGGCUUCGUUGACCCAGUGAGGUUGGAGGCUCCCUCGCAUGGCAUCGAUUUGUCCUUGCGACGUAUCCUGAACAAAGGGGCUUUGCAGGUUGGCGGCCUCGUCGAUGCAUUGUAG
Molecule: messenger RNA, 780 nt
Organism: Symbiodinium sp. CCMP2592
Lineage: Eukaryota; Dinophyceae; Suessiales; Symbiodiniaceae
Source: the annotation of a GenBank genome assembly